This is a messenger RNA of Glycine soja, 1575 nucleotides long. Its product is annotated as probable inactive purple acid phosphatase 28. Lineage: Eukaryota; Viridiplantae; Streptophyta; Magnoliopsida; Fabales; Fabaceae. Bases 53 to 1267 code for a protein of 404 amino acids. Gene Ontology annotation, cellular component: cytoplasm. The record is from RefSeq and is a predicted model, not a curated record. Gene Ontology annotation, molecular function: hydrolase activity, acting on ester bonds. The transcript has 4 exons.
GUUGUUAAUUGCUAAUUAACGACCAAUGAGCUCCGAUCUGCUGUGACCUCCAAUGGAUUCACAAAACUGGAAACACUCUCUCCUCUACAUCACUUUCCUCCUCGCAAUUCUCCACCUCACGCAGAACCAUUUCUGCCACAAGCUCUUCUUCGCCAACCAAACGGUGCGCGUCAAGAAGAACCCCGACCUCCCCCUCCGGUUCCGUUCCGACGGUACCUUCAAGAUCCUCCAGGUGGCUGAUAUGCACUACGGCACUGGAACUAGCGUGACACGGUGCAGGGACGUGUUGGCCUCCGAGUUCGAGUUUUGUUCCGAUCUUAACACCACUCGUUUUUUAAAGCGUAUCAUUCUAGCAGAGAAUCCUGAUUUUCUUGCCUUUACUGGAGAUAAUAUUUUCGGAUCAAGUUCACCCGAUGCUGCAGAGUCUCUGUUUAGAGCCUUUGGCCCUGUUAUGGAAUCAGGACUUCCUUGGGCAGCAGUGUUGGGAAACCAUGACCAAGAAUCAACUAUGGAUCGUGAAGAGUUAAUGUCUUUAAUCUCUCUUAUGGAUUAUUCAGUCUCACAAAUCAAUCCAUCGGAUGAUGAUCUCAUUAAUCCUUCUAAAGGUGGUGUGAUGACUAAAAUUGAUGGCUUUGGGAAUUAUAACCUAAGAGUGUAUGGUGCCCCAGGGUCCAUGCUGGCAAACAGCACUGUUUUGAAUCUUUUCUUUCUUGAUAGUGGAGAUAGGUCUGUUUAUCAGGGAAUUCGAACUUAUGGAUGGAUCAAGGAGUCUCAACUUAAUUGGCUUCGUCGUGUUUCUCAUGAAUUCCAGGGACAAAAGCGGGAUCCUCUUCACCCUACCGAUGCUAUUUCCACAAUGAAACCCCCAGCACUUGCAUUUUUUCACAUCCCAAUCCCAGAAAUUCCACAUCUGUUCUACAAAGAGAUCAUAGGGCAGUUUCAAGAGGCUGUGGCUUGUUCGCGAGUGAACUCGGGGGUCUUGCAGGCCUUUGUCUCCAUGGGAGAUGUGAAGGCUGUGUUCAUAGGCCACGACCACACCAAUGACUUUUGUGGAAACUUGGAUGGCAUAUGGUUUUGUUAUGGUGGUGGCUUCGGAUACCAUGGCUAUGGGAAAGCAGGGUGGCCAAGAAGAGCAAGGAUUAUACUUGCUGAACUUCAGAAGGGAAAGAAGUCCUGGAUGGACGUGCAGAGAAUCAUGACUUGGAAACGCCUUGAUGAUGAGAAGAUGAGCAAGAUUGAUGAACAAAUCCUAUGGCAGUCUAGAUGACAAUGCUACUAUUGCUUCGCUGUUACACGUACACACAUGGCACGAUGCAUGUUAUAUCUGUGUUGUUCACUUUAAUAGUAUUAAUUCAGUAUUUUUUUACAUCUUUUUGUUUAUUACUAUUCUGUAUUCCUCUUGCAAUUAUGCUUUAAUAUCGUGCUAAACACUCAUUGAUUUGUUAGUGACUGUCAGAGUCUGUAAAUUGUAUCAUUCCACGAACAUGGAAACUAAAUAUCUUAUUUGAUCAACGGGUGAUUGGAUCAAAUGGUACAUGAUUUUCUUUAAAUGAAGCCCUACGUUCGAUCUUUAUA